Molecule: messenger RNA, 5157 nt
Organism: Musca domestica (house fly)
Lineage: Eukaryota; Metazoa; Arthropoda; Insecta; Diptera; Muscidae
Gene: eIF4EHP
Exons: 5
Coding region: 459-4895 (1478 amino acids)
Biological process (GO): translational initiation
Cellular component (GO): eukaryotic translation initiation factor 4F complex
Molecular function (GO): RNA 7-methylguanosine cap binding; translation initiation factor activity
Source: RefSeq, a predicted model, not a curated record
AAAAGUCGACCUGUGUAUCCCUAUAUAGGAGAGCAUACUGAACACAAGAGACCUCAGCGAAUCUUUAUUGUCGUUAACUAUUGGAAUUUACUUAAAUUUUUUACUUAAACUCUUUGAAUUACCAGGAGUCCUCAAUAAAAUUAACAAUUCGUGAAUCUUGGAAUAAGAUUCCUAGUGUCGAAUACAACUCGUGCCUGUGAACACCCACAACAGUCGUUUAAACGGUGGAGACAACACCAAUCUACCAGCAACACAUUUAGAAGCACAUCGCAGCCGCUGACGACCAAGUGACGGAGAAUAAAGCAAACCAGCGUCCAAAGGAGCUAUCAACCAAUAAAUCCACAAGUGUUCAACACACAUUUUUAUCCAAGGGAUACGUUUUUCAAACAGUGCUUUGGCGGAAGAACUUUAAGUAGAAGCCCCCAACAAACAACACCAUCUACUACUCACUCACGAUAAUGGAAAAAGUGUCAGCAAAACAAAAUGAAAAUUCAAAACUAUCGUCUACUACUGCCGCUAAGACGAAAAAGCAGCAGCAGAAACAAAAUAAGCAAGAGCAAAAAUUGCAACAGCAGAAGGAGCUUCAGCAGCAGCAGCAAAAGCAAAGUAAGCAACAACCACCACAACCCAAACCAAAUCCCCAGCAGCAAAAACAACAACAAAAGCAAAAAGAAAAAGAUAAGCAGCAGCAACAACAGCAGCAGCAAUCUAAAGCGAAAGAGCAACAAAAACAAAAAGAGCAACAAUCGACUCAAAAGCAAAGUAAGAAACAGCAAAAGAAGCAACAGAAACUGUUGCAGCUCGAUCAAAAUGGCCAGAAUGAUGAUGGCGAUAUGUCCGAGUUGGAUUCCCAAAACCAACUCUCAAACUCACCAUCGCAGAAUGACUUUGGUGGGGAUUCGUCGUCACAAAAUGACGAUGGAACCGAUGCCUAUGGGAACAAUCAGGCAUCGCAUUCUCUUUAUGAGUUACAGGGUUUGCCACCGCUGUCCCAAUACGAACUCCCCGAGGGAAUGUCCACCAAAGCACCGUCGUUUUGGCAAUACGAGUUGCCCCGGGAACAAUCGUUUUGGCAAUAUAAACGAACCGAGGCUCUUACGACACAAAAUCCACCGCCAUCAACAAAACCACCAUCCCAGCCUCAGCAGUACGAACUGCCUUUGGAACCGUCUGUAGCUUUCCCGGAGCUACCAACGUCUUCAUCGCAGUCGCAACAUGCUGCUCCCAAGGUGCCAUCCGUGUGGCAGUAUGGCUUGCCAAUUGCUCAGCAACAUGAGCAGCCAAAGCCUACACCGCCUCCACCAACUCAUGAAGAGUUUCCAAGUAUCUUGCCGCAUAAUGCACAGAACGAGGUACCACCAAGGAAUCUGCCUUUGCCUCAUAUUGAGUAUGCAAAGGCAGUACUAUCGGCUCAGAAACUGCAACAACAGCAGCAACAGCAUCAUCAACAGCAGAUGCAGCAGCAACAACAACAACAUGUAAAAGCAAAAGAGCAACAAGAACAAAAUAUUAAACAAGAAAAACAAAAAGAGCAGCAACAAGCCAUGGCAAAAUCUAAGGAACAACCACAGCCUCAACAACAGCAACAGCAGUCUAAGGCUACUAAACAAAGUAAAAAACAACAAAAACAGCAACAAAAAAGCCAGCAAAAGCCGGAACAACAACAAGAAAAUCAACAAAGUAAACCAAAUCAACAGCCACAACAAGUUGGACAAAAUGACAAUAAAGAUGAGGUAGAGCAACGAACGGACUCACAAAUGCAGCAACAAAGCCAUCAAAUCACGAGUUCCCAAACGACUACUGGAGAACUGUCCGAGUCCUCUUCGCAAAAUGAGUUGGAAAAGUCGAUUUCAAACUCGCCUGUGGGUAAUCAGCUGCACGGUUCAGUAGAAAUAUCAGGACCACAAGAAAAUGAAAUGCCUCCUGUUUCCAUGGCAACACAGGGCGAAAUGACUCUUCAGCAACUAGAACAACAGCAACAACAGCAUCAGCAGCAGCAACAACAACAACAACUACAACACCAACAGCAAGAGCAACAUCAACAACAACCACCAAAUGAUAUUCCUCAAAUACCAUCUCAGAUGGCGUCCUAUGGCUUACCGAUUCCCCCAUCGCUGCAGCAAAUGUUCGAUUUACAAUUCGAACAAGCAAAAAUGCAGCAACAGCAGCAGCAACCACAAUCGAUGUACGAUGUUCCCCGACCUAUGCCUAUUCAGCCGUUUGAUUUGCCUAGAACACAAUCGGUUUGGCAAUAUGAACAACCGGAUGGUGCCAUGCAGUCACAAUAUCCUUUGCCGAAAGGACCUUCAAUGUCGCCCUUUGAGCAGAUCCAACGACCACCACAAUCUCUGUGGCAGUACGAAUUACCAAAGGCGCCAUCGCGCUCGCUUUACGAUAUGCCCGAGUCUCCUUCGCUGUCGCAGUAUGAGUUACCUAGAGCUCCAUCACAGCCUCAGCCAUUUGAUUUGCAAGAACCCUCGCCCCAAUCACAAUAUGAACUACCUAAGAUACCAUCUCGAUCCCUAUAUGAAAUGGCCAAUGCUUCUAUGAUGUAUAGAUACGAAAUGCAAAAGGCUGCUGCCUUAUCGCAUAACGAUAUAUCGAAGAUGCCUCCUAACCCAAUGCAAUCGGACCUACCAAAGGUGCCCCCACGCUCUCUCUACGAGAUGGCCGAUUCAUCGCCACAAUCGCCAUAUGAACUAUCCCAAUCGCCAUCACGAUCGCAAUAUGAAUUGGCUAAGGCCACGCUGCAGGCUCAGUUAUUGCUGCGAGAAGCGUCGACGCUGUCACCACAAGACUUGCAAAAGUUGCCGCCACAAACCAUUUACGAACUUCAGAGAGCUUUGCUCUUGACCCAAUACAGUGAGAUGACGCAGGCUCAGCAGUUGGCGGCGGCCCAGGCACAGGCACAAUUACAAGCCCAGCAAUUAUCCCAGGCCCAGCAACUAUCCCAGGCUCAACAAAUGGCACAACAGAUCCAACAACUAUCCCAGGCUCAAGAAAUUGCAUCGCAUUUCUCCAUGCAGAAUGCCCACUCAAGAUCGCUGUAUGAACAACAACAACAGCAGCAGCAACAGCAACAGCAACAACAGCAGUCCCAAAAGGAUGGUCCAACGCUUGUGCCCUUCGAUAUGACUGAAAACCAGCAACAAGCACAACAGGCACAAUAUCAAGAGUUGCAGAAAUCGGCUUCACUUUCGCAAUUUGAGAUUUCAAAACCAACAUCUCCACCGCAAUUCGAUUUGACAAAGACACCAUCUCUGACACAGUUUGAAAUGCCAAAAUCAUCGACACCGCCGCAAUAUGAUAUUUCCAAGUCCUCAUCCUAUGAGGCGCCCAAAGCAGAAGCAUCGCCCUCGCAAUUUGACCAAUCCAAGCCAUCGAACAACUCGCAAUACGAUAUGACAGAUGCAUCAGAAACUCAACAACAGCCACCGAAUGAGCAGCCUUCAAAAUCUGAUUCGCCCACAAAUCAAGACGAGGAACCAAAAACACCUUCGCAAUCGUCUCAAAACGAAAUGACAAAGUCAACUUCACCCUCACAAUUUGAAUUGCAAAAGGCAUCAUCCCGUUUGCUGUAUGAACUACCAAAGGGUCCAUCGCGUCUGCUUUAUGAAUUGCCAAAGGGGCCUAAAAGUGCCGAAAAACAUGAUAUCUCCGAGAAACGCGAAAAUCAUGUCAAGUCGGAAAGUCUCGCCGAGAAGCCAGACCGUUGGGAGCGGGCUGAUCGUUUCGACAAAAGUGAUCGUUUCUUUGACAGAAACGAUAGGUGGGAGAGAAGUGACAGUAGAUUUGAUAAAUCUGAUCGUUUCUUCGAUAGAACCGAAAAAUGGGAGCGCGGCGAUAGUUUUAUAAGAAGCGACAGUAGAUUCGAUAAAAGUGAUCGUUUCGAAAGAAGCGACAGUCGUUUCGACAGAAGUGAACGAUUCGGUCUACGCGACGAUAGAUUCGACCGAGGCGAUAAGCUUGAAAGGAGCGAUAGAUUUGAAAGAAGUGAUCGCUUUGACCGCAGUGAUCGUUUUGAACGAAACGAGAGAUGGGAAAGAAAUGUUAUUGCCGACAGUCCCGGCAAGCUAGAGAAAUCUGAAAGGCCAUUCGAUUUUCAUAGUCGACAAUUUAAUACGUAUCGUUUGUACGCUUCUAAAAAGGACAAUUCUUUGACAGAGACUACUGGUUUGUCGUCCAAAAAUCAUACUUCAUUGGACACAUCGAGUUCGGAUAGCAACAAGCCGACUCUCAAAGCAAGUCACAAUUUCAGUAAUUAUCGACAUAGCUCGGAAAUUUUCGAGAGCGACGAAGACGAUAUGGAUGAUUAUGAUGCCGACAAGAUGCCACCCAUGGAGGUGGAUCCCGAUGAUCAUCCAUUGCAACAUGAAUACUGGUUAUGGUAUUCACGCAAAGGUGCACACCGUGCCACCGAUUAUAGUAAAUCAUUGCGCAUGGUUGGACGCUGUGCCACCAUUGAACAUUGGUUGUCACUCUAUUGUAAAUUGAGACGCCCCACAGCCUUAAAUCCCUUCCGUGAGUUGAGUCUCUUCAAAAAGGGUAUUCGGCCCAUGUGGGAAGAUCCGGCCAAUUCGAAGGGCGGACAAUGGUUGAUACGUUUACGUAAAAAUCAAAUUGACAGAGCGUGGGAGGAUAUUUGUAUGGCCAUGUUGGGUGAGCAGUUUAUGGUUGACGAUGAGAUUUGCGGUGUAGUAUUGACUACAAAGAUUCCGGAAUGCACCUUAUCCGUUUGGAAUCGCACUGCCUCUGAUUAUUUCAGUACGACACGUAUCCGUGAUACACUCCGGAGGAUAUUAAAUUUACCUGCUUCUGUGCCAAUGGAGUAUAAGAUACACUGUGAUAGCCUUAAAUAUAUAGCAAUAAAUAACAAAGGGACUGCAAAAAGCUGAAAUUUGAUGAAUUUGUGUUAUAACAAUAAAUAAAAAAAGAAACAAACAAAAAAAAAACAGAAAACACUUUAAAACGAAACUUCAGAAAACCAACAACAAAAUAUCAAGAUGUAAGGACUAAAGAGACAACAAAAAUAAACAUGCAACAUGAUGUUUACCCAAUAAAAGUUAUGUAAAAAAGUUACAAAAAAAUUCAAAUUGAUUAUUGUAAAUCAAAACAUUCAAAUGUUACAAAAACAAUAAAAACGUGUAAACAGCUAAA